Messenger RNA from Eurypyga helias (sunbittern), 291 nucleotides. It is a transcript of the gene EMC6, whose product is annotated as ER membrane protein complex subunit 6. Gene Ontology annotation, biological process: autophagosome assembly; protein folding in endoplasmic reticulum. The annotation marks the transcript as partial. Gene Ontology annotation, cellular component: membrane; EMC complex; endoplasmic reticulum. The record is from RefSeq and is a predicted model, not a curated record. NCBI's taxonomy places the organism in Eukaryota, Metazoa, Chordata, Aves, Eurypygiformes, Eurypygidae. The transcript has a single exon.
AGCGAGGCGGCGGUGCGGGGGAACGCCGCCAUCCUGGACUAUUGCAGGACGUCUGUCUCGGCCCUGUCGGGCGCCACGGCGGGGAUCCUCGGCCUGACCGGUCUGCACGGCUUCAUCUUCUACUUCCUGGCGUCCGUCCUCCUCUCCCUGCUGUUGGUGUUAAAAGCCGGACGGCGAUGGAACAAGUACUUUAAAUCCCGGAGGCCGCUCUUCACGGGGGGGCUUGUAGGAGGGCUCUUUACAUACGUCCUGUUCUGGACUUUCCUGUACGGCAUGGUUCAUGUCUACUGA